Pongo pygmaeus (Bornean orangutan) is the source of this 8191-nucleotide messenger RNA. RefSeq names its product centrosome and spindle pole associated protein 1 (gene CSPP1). The transcript is spliced from 31 exons. Gene Ontology annotation, biological process: positive regulation of cytokinesis. Gene Ontology annotation, cellular component: microtubule; spindle pole; centrosome. The coding region runs from base 16 to 3885 and encodes 1289 amino acids. NCBI's taxonomy places the organism in Eukaryota, Metazoa, Chordata, Mammalia, Primates, Hominidae. The record is from RefSeq and is a predicted model, not a curated record.
GCCCGGAGGUCAGUCAUGCUGUUCCCGCGCCAGGUGGCCGCUGUUACCUCUUCGGUCCGCGACGAUCCUCUAGAGUACUGUGUGUCUACGCGGACGCGAGCCCGCUCCCCUGAAUGGAGUCUCACUCUGUUGCCCAGACUGGAGUGGAGUGGCAUGAUCUCGGCUCACCGCAACCUCCACCUGCCUGGUUCAAGUGAUUCUCCUGCCUCAGUGUCCCCUAGUAGCUGGGAUUACAGAAUCUGCAAAAUGGCUGAUAAUUUGGAUGAAUUUAUUGAAGAGCAAAAAGCCAGAUUGGCCGAAGACAAAGCUGAGUUGGAAAGUGAUCCACCUUACAUGGAAAUGAAGGGAAAGUUGUCAGAGAAGCUUUCUGAAAACAGUAAGAUACUGAUCUCUAUGGCUAAGGAAAACAUACCACCAAAUAGUCAACGGACCAGGGGUUCCUUAGGAAUUGAUUAUGGAUUAAGUUUACCACUUGGAGAAGACUAUGAACGGAAGAAACAUAAAUUAAAAGAAGAAUUGCGGCAAGAUUACAGACGUUAUCUUACUCAGAAAAAUUUUCUAUCUACGAGUGAAACAGAUCCAUCUACUUUGGGAGUUUCUCUUCCUAUUGGUGAGAGGUUAUCUGCUAAGGAAAGGUUGAAACUUGAACGUAACAAAGAAUACAAUCAGUUUCUCAGGGGUAAGGAAGAAUCCAGUGAAAAGUUCAGACAGGUGGAAAAGAGUACUGAGCCCAAGAGUCAGAGAAAUAAAAAACCUAUUGGUCAAGUUAAGCCUGAUUUAACUUCACAAAUACAGACAUCUUGUGAAAAUUCAGAGGGUCCUAGAAAAGAUGUCUUAACUCCUUCAGAGGCAUAUGAAGAACUUCUGAACCAAAGACGACUAGAGGAGGACAGAUACCGACAACUAGAUGAUGAAAUCGAAUUAAGGAAUAGAAGAAUUAUUAAAAAAGCAAAUGAAGAAGUGGGCAUUUCCAACCUAAAACAUCAAAGGUUUGCAAGCAAGGCUGGCAUUCCAGAUAGAAGAUUUCACAGAUUUAAUGAGGAUCGUGUUUUUGAUAGACGGUAUCAUAGACCAGACCAAGAUCCUGAAGUAAGUGAAGAAAUGGAUGAGAGGUUUAGAUAUGAAAGUGAUUUUGAUAGAAGACUUUUGAGAGUGUAUACAAGUGACAGGAUGCACAGGAACAGACGAGGGAAUAUGCCUCCUAUGGAACAUGAUGGGGAUGUUAUAGAACAGUCAAACAUAAGAAUUUCAUCUGCUGAAAAUAAAAGUGCUCCAGACAAUGAAACAUCCAAAUCUGCUAAUCAAGAUACCUGUAGUCCUUUUGCAGGGAUGCUCUUUGGAGGUGAAGAUCGAGAACUUAUUCAGAGAAGGAAAGAGAAAUACAGACUAGAACUAUUGGAACAAAUGGCUGAGCAACAGAGGAACAAGAGACGAGAAAAAGAUUUAGAACUCAGGGUUGCAGCGUCUGGAGCACAAGACCCUGAGAAAUCGCCUGAUAGACUAAAGCAGUUUAGUGUGGCACCAAGACACUUUGAAGAGAUGAUACCACCUGAAAGACCCAGAAUAGCUUUCCAGACACCUCUCCCUCCUUUAUCUGCCCCAUCUGUCCCACCCAUCCCAUCAGUUCAUUCCGUUCCUUCUCAAAAUGAAGAUUUGCGCAGUGGACUCAGCAGCGCCCUUGGUGAAAUGGUGUCUCCCAGGAUUGCACCUCUGCCUCCACCUCCCCUACUACCACCUUUGGCUACUAACUAUCGAACUCCUUAUGAUGAUGCAUACUAUUUUUAUGGGGCCAGGAAUACUUUGGAUCCCAGUCUUGCUUAUUAUGGUUCAGGAAUGAUGGGCGUACAGCCUGCAGCUUAUGUUAGUGCUCCUGUCACCCACCAACUAGCACAACCUGUUGUGAAUACGGUUGGACAGAAUGAACUGAAGAUUACAAGUGAUCAAGUGAUAAAUUCAGGAUUGAUUUUUGAAGAUAAACCGAAACCUUCCAAACAGUCACUUCAGUCUUACCAAGAGGCUUUGCAGCAGCAGAUUCGGGAAAGAGAAGAAAGAAGGAAGAAAGAACGUGAAGAAAAAGAAGAAUAUGAAGCUAAAUUAGAAGCUGAAAUGAGAACAUAUAAUCCCUGGGGAAAAGGUGGAGGUGGUGCUCCUCUCAGGGAUGCAAAAGGAAAUCUGAUAACUGAUUUGAAUAGGAUGCACAGACAAAAUAUAGAUGCCUACCAUAACCCAGAUGCAAGAACAUAUGAAGAUAAAAGGGCUGUUGUAUCUCUAGACCCAAAUUUAGCCACUUCAAAUGCUGAGAACCUAGAAGAUGCUGCAAAUAAAAGCUCAGGUCAUAUGCAAACACAGAGCUCUCCUUUUGCUCGGGGAAAUGUAUUUGGUGAGCCUCCAACUGAACUUCAGGUUAAACAGCAAGAAUUAUACAAGAAUUUUCUUCGUUUUCAGAUUGAGGAAAAGAAACAAAGAGAGGAAGCAGAGCGAGAGAGACUGAGAAUUGCAGAAGAAAAAGAAGAAAGACGGCUUGCAGAACAGAGGGCACGAAUUCAGCAGGAGUAUGAAGAGGAACAGGAAAAGAAAAGGGAGAAAGAGGAGGAGCAAAGGCUAAAAAAUGAAGAGCAUAUUCGGUUAGCUGAAGAAAGACAAAAAGAAGCAGAAAGAAAGAAGAAAGAAGAAGAAGAAAAAUAUAACCUGCAACUUCAGCACUACUAUGAAAGAGACAGUUUGAUUGGGGAAGAAACAAAGCGCAUGAGACAGCCUUCUCCUAUAGUUCCUGCUCUUCAGAACAAAAUUGCGAGCAAACUCCAAAGACCUCCUUCAGUUGACAGCAUCAUACGUUCCUUUAUUCAUGAAAGUUCCAUGUCCAGGGCACAGUCACCCCCGGUACCUGCCAGGAAAAAUCAGCUCCGUGCAGAAGAGGAGAAAAAAAAUGUAAUUAUGGAAUUAUCAGAAAUGAGAAAACAGCUUCGUAGUGAAGAGAGGCGUCUACAAGAGCGAUUGCUACACAUGGACAGUGAUGAUGAAAUUCCUAUCAGGAAAAGGGAAAGGAAUCCCAUGGAUAUAUUUGAUAUGGCUAGACAUCGGUUGCAAGCUCCUGUCAGAAGACAGUCCCCUAAGGGCUUAGAUGCUGCCACUUUUCAGAAUAUUCAUGAUUUUAAUGAGCUGAAAGAUAGAGAUUCAGAAACACGAGUUGAUCUGAAAUUUAUGUACCCGGAUCCUCCAAGAGAUCAUCACACCUUAGAGAUUCAGCAGCAAGCCCUGCUAAGAGAACAGCAGAAGAGGCUGAACAGAAUAAAAAUGCAGGAAGGUGCCAAAGUUGACUUAGAUGCCAUCCCAAGUGCUAAAGUACGAGAGCAAAGAAUGCCCAGAGAUGACACUAGUGAUUUCUUGAAAAACUCAUUAUUGGAAUCUGAUAGUGCUUUUAUUGGGGCUUAUGGUGAGACAUAUCCUGCCAUUGAAGAUGACGUCCUCCCUCCACCAUCACACUUGCCCACUGCACGGGAGCGCAGGAGGAACAAAUGGAAAGGACUAGACAUUGAUAGCAGUCGUCCUAAUGUAGCACCAGAUGGUCUCUCUCUCAAAUCUAUAUCCAGUGUAAAUGUUGAUCAGCUUAGAACGAGAAAUGAGGAACGAAUGCGAAGACUGAAUGAAUUUCACAAUAAACCUAUUAAUACAGAUGAUGAGAGUUCACUGGUUGACCCUGAUGACAUCAUGAAACACAUAGGGGAUGACGGAUCAAACUCUGUAGCAACUGAGCCCUGGCUCCGCCCUGGCACUUCAGAAACGCUGAAACGCUUCAUGGCAGAGCAGCUGAACCAGGAGCAGCAGCAGAUUCCUGGAAAACCAGGCACUUUCACUUGGCAGGGCCUGUCGACUGCACAUGGUUAAAAUAAACCUGUAUUGGACCCAGUAGUGCCUUUUAAGGUGAAAGGAAUGGUAAAUCUGUACCUUUAAUAGUAUGUCCUACUUUUGGCCCCUACCUGAAAGUUACUUUUUUUCCAUCAUCAUCUGUAUAUAAAAUUAUUUUUAUCAUGAUGUAUAUUGUGUACAUAAAUAAAAGGCCAUGAUUAUUGAUUUAUAUAAUAGAAUUGUAUAGAUUAUUUUUGCACAAUUUUGUCAUAAAUUAGGGUGGUAAUGAACUGGAUCGAACUACUAUAUGUGCAUUAUAUUGAAUUCUGCUUGUCAUUAAGAUAAGGUGAAUAAGUGUCUUAACCAUCCUGUAAAACCAGACUCCCCUUUGUUACGUGCACAUUUUCCAUCGUCACCUUGAUGCAGAAGAACUCACUCAGUAGGUGCAUCUUUUGUAGCUGUGAUUACUCCAGUUUCUGUGUGAUGCAAUCAAUCAAAUGUCCUAUUAUUUCAUGUCAGUCAGUCAUUUGUAGCUACUGAUACAGUAGAAAUGAAGGGAACAGUAAUUAAUUGCUUGUAUUUUUGUAAGCCAUAUGUUAAAUGUUACAUCAUCUUUCUGCUUCUAUUUUUAUGCCAGUGAAGGUAUUUGUCUUAAGUUACUAAUUUAUAUGAUGUAACUACUUCUUGAUAUAAAUAAAUUAUUUUAAUUAAUUACUAAACUCUUUUUAACUACUAUGGAGCUUUCUAGACUAGUUUUCUAGAAGUUGAAUAGAGGUGGGGACACCCGGGAGUCAGUCAAGGACAGAGACUGGAGUCUUCUUGUUCCACCAUGGAACCUUGGAUAAGUGAGUCCAUGUGAGUUUUCUAAUCAAUCAAUCAUUCAGUAAGUGAUACUUCUAAAAAAGGAAACAGUCAAAUUAUGAAAUUCUGACUCGGAUUAGAAUCUUCAGAACCAUGACAGCUGAGAAUAUCCCCAGGCACUGCUUCUCUCUCUAAUACUCCUCUGACGUAAUUAAUGGUAGACAAUAUCAGACAAAUUUGCCACAGUUAAAUUACUGACAUUUUGAGUUUUGGCUACUUGUAAAUUUUUAUUUGAUUUUCUAAUCGGACCAUUGUUUGUUUGCUUUACUCGUAAAAAUUUGUUCUGUUGUCAUCUGAAAGUAAGAAGAAAGCCUCUGACUCUUCUAGGGGAAAAGUCCUGAUACUACAACAUUAAAUAAUCAACUGCCAGGUUGUGUGGAGCACUUACCCUCAAUGCGGCAAGGUCAGUGGCUCGCAGCUCUAGUAUCCAGCUGGGCCUGAACAGAGCUAGAGCUGUCUUAGGUGUAACAAAUACGGCACACUUACUUACAAAUGCAUUGUUCAGUAACUGUUCAUUAUCUAAGAGAGGUGUGAAAGCAAAGACUGAAUACUUUUCCUCUUUAACACAACCAUGUUAGAUGAUAUUGACACGUUUUUGUUUAAUGCCAUGUACCACACAACUUCAACUGACUCCUCGAACACACAAUAUUGCAAACCGUGCUGAAGAGAACUUUAGCUCUUUUCAGCAUUCAAGUAGUGUAGCCUGAUGCUAGGUUAUUAAGAUGCAAAAAAUAUUUAUUAAAAGAUUUUUGGGCUGGAUAUGGUGGCUCACGCCUAUAAUCCCAGCACUUCUUUGGGAGGCUGAGUUGGGAGGAUCACUUCAGGUCCAAGAGUUUGAGACCAGCAUGGGCAAUAUAGUGAGAUCCCAUCUCUACAAAAAAAAAUUUUUUUAAAUUAUUAGGCAAGUGUAGUGGUGUGUGCCUAUAGUCCUCACUACUGGGGAGGGUGGAGUGUGAGAAUCGUGAGCCCAGUUUGAGGCUACAGUGAGCUGUGCUCAUACCACUGCACUCCAGCCUGGACAACAGAGUGAGAUCCGGUCUCUAAAAGAUAAAUAAAAAUUUUAAAAAUUGCCUUAAAAAUGAGUAUCCUAUGGUAAGUACAGUGUAAGGGAGGAUCUAAUGCUAGAAGCUGGAAAGAAAAUACCAGAACCAAACAAUAUUGAAUUUGUAGUUCUGGCUGAAAAUGUCUUUUCCAUAGUUGUUCAGCCUUAAUAGAACAGAAUCAAUGAAACAUGGGGGUGGGUUAUACAGGUUUUGAUUGCACUGAUGAAAUAAUUCAAAAACUUUAUUGACCUAUAACCUGAUUAGAAUAUGCCAGAUGAGAAUCAAUAUUGUACAGAAAGUUGUACAGAAUUUUUACAUAGAAAACUUUACAUCUGUACCAUAUACAUUUUAUCCAUCUGAAAAAAUUUUCUACAUCCACUGUUAAUACGGAAUGCUUGACAAUCUUGUCUUUUAACCAUCAGAGCACAAUUCACAGUAUGAAUACAUUUCCAGUAAAUCUAACCUCCGCAAACCAUGCCAGAUUUGUUAUUUUAAUAUAUUCAACAUUAAAUUCUGUACAUAGAGUAAAAUCUACAUCAAGCUCCACCACCCAAAAGAAAAGAAAAUGACAGCAAUCUGGAUUCAUUUUGCAGUGAUUCAAGUUUUGGUCCAUAAAGGAUCAUUCUAUUUUAAUGGCUCAUCUUUAAAAGUCCUAAGAGAAAUAUGUGACAGGUAGUUACUGUCAGUAGGGGUACUUUCUACCUUUUUUUUCCCUGUUGUUGAAGUGUCGGCCACAACAGCUUCUGGGCAUGUUAAAGCCUCAAAAUCACCACCUACCAAAAAGGGCAAAAACUAAAAAUCCCCACAAAAUAAAAAAGAAGGUUCCACCCAAAUGUUUAGUGCAUUUGACAAAAUAUUAUGGGUAUUUAGCAAAUGAAUAAGAAAAUAAAGAAAGAAAACAGUGCAGGAAGAACUAUAUAAUGUUUAAGAUUUUUAUAUUACAGACCUGCAUCUCUGUACAUUUUUCACAGGAUGAUUACCAGUAUCUCAGAUAGCCUGAGUGUGCAAAAAUCUUCAGAAUAAGAAUACCAUAGCUGCUAAAUAUCUUUUACCAUGAACAAUAAUUUCUUCUUCUCUCCCCACUCCCUAAUUAUAAACAUUUUAUCCUUCAAAAUACAGCUCUCCUGAGUUGUACUUCUUGUAGAAGUUCAAUCUUUACAUCUAUAGUUCUUUGGGUAAGUUUCACUUCCACGCCUGCCAAAAAUAUGUGGGGCUUUUCCUGCCGUGGAAGACAGAGAAGGACCCGUGAGCAUGAGCUGACACUGUUUAAACAGGCUUUCUGCUCAACAGGAGGCCAACAUAACACAAAAUCCGCCAGCACUAAAAGGGACUGGAGUGUUGCAAGUUUGAGUAAGACUUCUAAGCAUCUUUACCAGUAACUCUCAGACACUGCAAUCCACAGAAAUCAUUUUUCAGGUAGGAAACCUCAGCUCCAGCGUCCUUUUAAAGAGCGGAGGGAUGUAAACGCCAACAAAAAUAUUAAGUUCCCAUCAUUGCUUGUUUAUUCCAAGUUCCUGUUCAGGUGGUUGUGAUAUCUGAAAAACGACUCCGAUUCGCAGAAAAAAUCUUCUAAGAACAGCACGAAGUUCAGGAAUCAAGUCAAAUUGCAUAAUUUCACAUAAGAGAGGGUAGUAGAAUGAUGCAUGAGCUUUAAACUGCAGGGAAAAUGAAUUUCUCCAUUAGUAGUGAUUGCAAACUGCAGAGCCUUAAACUGCCUAGAGGCAAACUACUCUGGGGCUCCAUCACAGGAGCCAGGAAAGCAGGGUCCACAGCAGGCAGUGACUCUGUGGGUUGUGGAACUGAGAGACAGAAGUGUUAGAAAAACUCACUUCAUACAAACACUAUCCACUUACAUAUCCUUAUUUUGAAAAACAUUUGCCUGUAUAUCUUUGACAAACUUUUAGUAAUUUAGCACUGUUUUUCCUGGGUAAUAAGCAAAAGCAGGCAACUGAGUACAAACUAGAGUUGAGUUUUUAUAAGCUAUGGGUUACUGAAAUUUUAUCUUUUGUUACAUAAAAAUUGUAAGUUUUGGGGAAAAUUCUACCUAACACUGCAAUAUAAAAUCUAAACAGUUCUUCCGGCAAAGCUACAUACGUUUCACAUGUACAGUUGAAUUGCUAUACUUUGGCUGUGUCUUCACAGUAGUUCCUUUAUCUCUGAACUCUGGUCUGCAGCCUCCUUUCCUACCCCUCUCUGCCCCUCCAGAUCCAGGGAAGCAGUGAGACAUACUACGGCAAAAAAAAAGCCAGCUGUGAAGUAACAGAGGCUGGGAUUUACCCCUUGGCCUUUUGAGUAGUGGGCCACAUCACUAGGCAUUUUUAAACCUGUUCUAGGGUCACAGCAAAGCAACCUGUAUGUGUGAGCUGUAAGUUGCUAUUAUUUUUUCUAAGAGUAGAAUGUACAUUUUUGAAAACCUUAAAAUAAAUAUGCACUUAUAUUUA